Molecule: messenger RNA, 1382 nt
Organism: Suillus plorans
Lineage: Eukaryota; Fungi; Basidiomycota; Agaricomycetes; Boletales; Suillaceae
Exons: 9
Coding region: 248-994 (248 amino acids)
Source: RefSeq, a predicted model, not a curated record
CGAAUCUAUUGUGGUCUAAUGGCGCCAAGGUCAAGGUCAGGGUUAAGGGUCGCAAAUCUGAAGACAUGGGUAUCUUGAGUGCUUGCAUCAUAUUAUUGGCUACCGCGGAGGCUCCACAGGGUUGAAAACGUUGAUGUGGGAGACUUGUGUGUAUGUACAUAUUCUACAUUGAGUCCUGAUAAGCCGAAAAUUUUCUAAUCAGUAGGGUACCAUUCCCGCCACGACCUCAUUCUACCCAAUUCUCGCUAUGGUGAACUGGAACGAUCCUGACCUCGAAGCGAAAUUGGGGACACUUUCAGCACAGUUGUUGUAUGCUAUCCUUGGCUUAUACGGCUGGGAAUAUAUAUGCUCUUCACAUGUGGAGAUAGCACUACUUCGGAGGAAGCUUCCAUUCCGAUGGCCUUUGCUCUCGUACAUUGUCGCUAGAUUUAGUUUCUUGAUUGCGACAGUUCGGCUCGCAGCACAAUUUAGUCCCUUUCACACAAUCGUUGAUUGUCAGGGCAUGAAUUUAAUCACCACAUUUGCGACAAACGCCGCCAUCGGUUGCUCCACAACAAAUCUGAUGAUCAGAACGUGGCUUAUCUGGAAAACCAAUUACCUGCUGCGCUUCUUGCUAGUCCUCUUCUCACUAGGUCAUUGGACAAUGCUCACUCUUUUCCUUGUAACCACUCGUGCGUCCACCAGAAGCGGGGUGUGCAUGAUCAGCUUUGUCAAACCUGCAUAUACUAGUGCGGUGAUCAUAUAUGGUACGCAUGUCGCAUUUAUGAUCAAUGGAUACGUGAUAAUCAGUACCUCGGGUGUAGGCAUGUUGUAUGAUUUGGCACUUUUGGUCUUCACAGUUAUUGGACUUUUGAGGAUGCCAUCAUCUUCUCCGCUAUGGAAAAUGCUCCUGAAACAAGGGGUGGUAUACUUCGUCCUCAAUUUGGUAGCAAACCUUAUCCUACUGGUGCGUUCCUUGUUCUCCUACAGGCUUGUCGCAGACCAAACUUUGUAGACCCUGAAUAUUCUGAACCUGAAUCCUAUCAUGGAUUCUAUAUUCUCAACGCCUGGUAUGUGCCCAUGAUUUGACUGAGUUUUGUAGCUGACCUUUGGAAAGCGGCAUGCAUCUGGUCAGGACUCUCGUUGCGACUUCCCGUUUAGAUGCAUGACCUACUUUCAUUUGCAGCACGAUUGCAUCUAGCCAAGUGGUCCUUGCGCUCCUCCGUCCUUCGACCACUUUCGAAAGGUUUUUCCUGUUUUCUUCUUCAUUUGUAUGUGUUACCAGUCUUAUUCGUUGCGAAUAGCGACAGUGCCCCGUCGACUAAAGUGCCUCCGCUGACGAGUGACUUCACCGUUUCAGGGUAAAAUUCUUUGUCUGAGAUGCGUGUACCGCGGUUGACUGU